Strongylocentrotus purpuratus (purple sea urchin) is the source of this 948-nucleotide messenger RNA. RefSeq names its product EF-hand and coiled-coil domain-containing protein 1-like. Bases 1 to 948 code for a protein of 315 amino acids. NCBI's taxonomy places the organism in Eukaryota, Metazoa, Echinodermata, Echinoidea, Camarodonta, Strongylocentrotidae. The transcript has 2 exons. The record is from RefSeq and is a predicted model, not a curated record.
AUGUAUCAAGAAGCCAGCAUCAACAAUGAGAUCGUUGUCCUCUCAACCGGCAUUGACCAGUACAUCCAAGAAGUCUUCUUUCACCUUGGCAACCGAAAUCGCAUCAUUGGUACAAAUAGAGAUGAUGCUGAGCCAGAAACUAUUUCAUCGGAUGAUUUUAAGAACCUCUGCCUGCUUCUGGGAGCAGACGACGACAGCGUGAAUGAGGAGAGUGGACUCGAAGGCCAUGAUGACGGGAUUGAAUUCCAAGAUUUCCACUCGCGGCUGAUCGAUAUGUUCGCCGAGAUCAACGAUGAGGACUGCAAGGUGGAGGAUGAAGGGAAGAGAAGAGGAGACCAGAACAGAUGGAGAAGUGAUGAUGAGAUGGUUGAAGCUGGCAUCAACGUUCCUGAUAGACAGGGGUUGGUGUUACGUCAGAUGUGCACAGAAUGCUUCCAAUACCGAUCCGUCUUGGAAGUAUUUCACUCUGUACUCUACAAGCAGGGAAAAACACCCAUUUUCAAAGAUGGAGACAACAGAGAACACUUAGAUAUCCACACAGCGAACAACUCCGAGCGAGAAGACAGCAUGAGUAUUUUGGCGGGAAACGAGGAGGUGGCAAUUCUACGAGCAGAGAACAACUGUCUGCGAGAAGUUGUAGAAGACAUGCGAAGAGCUCUGCAGUCAUGUGAUGCAAAAUGUCUCGCUUUGCUUGUUGAGAUUAAGAAAUUUCACCAAAGCAAUGGAAAUCAUCUACUCAUUGAUAAUUACAAUAAACAAAAGAUGGGUCUCGGCUCCGGUGAGACCGAGUCGACAAGAGUUGUCAAACUUGUAAAAGAAAUCAACAUGUUGCGAGAGAACAGGGAUAAACAGCUCGAGGAGGCUAUUCUAUUCACACAACACCUCGAGGCCGAACUCUGGCAAGAAAGGCAGAAGAAUGAGGUUACGGAAAAAUGCGACAAAGGGUAA